This is a messenger RNA of Odocoileus virginianus texanus, 2124 nucleotides long. It is a transcript of the gene ODF4, whose product is annotated as outer dense fiber of sperm tails 4. The record is from RefSeq and is a predicted model, not a curated record. Lineage: Eukaryota; Metazoa; Chordata; Mammalia; Artiodactyla; Cervidae.
GCAGUUAGGGGCCCUCUCCUGCUGAAUGGGUUGUUCUUUUCCAGACCCCAGGUGCUGUGGUGGCCACUGCUCUGCCUGAUGAAAACAUUUAAAUGAUGAAGGACAACUGACACUGGCAAGGGAAGGGGGAGAUGGGGUGGAGGAUAGAAGUGGAGUCAGGGAGUACUCAAGAUGGGGACAGGGAACUUUAGGGAUGAAUUCCCUGGGUCAGGAAGAGAAAGUGAUGAACAUCAGAAGCCUGGAAAGGGCUGGGAGGGCUGGAAAGCAGGAUGGGGUGGCGGUGAGCCCGGGACAAGAGGAAGGGGUGCAGAACUGUGUCUCCACCCCUGACAGUAACUGGCCGGUGAUUAAGGGCCACAGCGUGAAGCUCCACAGGGUUUCUCCGCUACUCCUGCAGUGCAGGAUUACACACAGCUCCCGCUGGAUAUCGCAGGUGUUGGCCUCAGAGCUCAGCCUGCUCGCCUUCAUCCUGCUGGUGGUCAUGGUCUUCUCCAAGAAAUGGCUGUGCCUUGAGAAGAUCCGUUUCUACCAGCACUGGCCCAUGAACGUCACCACCAAAAUCUACACGUCAGUUCAUAUAAUGUCCCAGGGGCUCCUGCAUUUCUACAAAUCCAAGAGCGGUUCCAACUCAGAAUGGGAAAGUUUUAAGCUGUGGACAAAUCACCCAGCUUUCGGGGUGGCCAAGAUUACCUUCUGCCUGGCCUUGGGGCUGGGCAUCAUCCUCACCAUCUGGUUGCACCUGCCGUACAUACCUGGUCUUCAGAAAUUGACCUUUUUUGGCUGGAUUGGGACUGUCAUGAGCUUCUGUGAAGCCUUCUUCGUUUUCUUCACCCUCAUACUGUUCCCUGUUAAUGUCUGGCUCUUCGAGUUGAGAAAGAAUUUAUCAAUCCCCCUCUGCUGGAGCUACUUCAUUGGUUGGCUGGUGUUUAUCCUGUAUGCCAUCUGUGCAGUCCUCUGCUACUUCAACCAUGGAGAGUUCUGGUGUCUGAUUCUGAGCCAUCCCGCCAGCAGCAGCAGCAGCAGCAGUUCCAGCUCCGAACAUGAAUCUGUGAGUGAGCCGGUUACCUCCAACACAACUGUCAGCCAGGAGGAAGUCCUGGACCCUGAGCAAAAGAAGACAUCCCUGACUCCAAGUCCUGUUUAUUCCUCUGAACCUGCCUCCUCAUCCUUCCCCUCUCCAAACCCUGAACUAGAGCCCUGAUGCCAGCAAGCUGGAGGAGUACAGGGACAAAUUGUGAGUGGAUUGGAUAUGUUAAAAAAAUAUGUGUUAUUAUUGAACCAUAUGACAUCGCUGUUUCAGCAGUUAAAAUUAACUUCUAAUUUCAUAUGAUUUCAACCUAAUAUAUAUGCCUGAUAUCUAUUUUAUUUGAGCUUUUUAAAAAAGGUUCCUAUCUUUACCCUACCUGACUAGCAGCUGUGGAAUUUCUAACCUAGCUUCAAGCAAAUAUUCUGAACAAAGAACCUAAUGCAGCGUCUUGACAAUUAGGCAGAACAGACAUUCCACAAACCCCUACUCAGUGUCCUCCUUAUGCUCCUCCCACGGGUAGCUAGAAAGGGUUUGCGGGAGGAUUUAUUGAAUCAGUCAUCCUGGGGAAGGGACACAAAACAUAGGUGUGUCAUGACCACUGCCUUAGAAAUAGAUAAAAUCUAAUUAGAGAAAGUGAUUCUGUAAUUCUGUAGGAGUCAUACACUCAAGUGCCUACAGAGGCUAGGCAGGUAACCUAAAUAAAUAAGGGGGCCACUAUUCCAGUCUAUAUAUAAUUUUCUUCUUUUGAUAAAGACCUGGUAUAUUAUUUAUUGAUGGGUAACAAAUUCCCCCAAAUUUAGCCACUUAAUAAAUAUUUAUUAUCAUGCAGGUUUCUGGGGUCAGGAACCUGGGAGCAACUUAGCUGAAUUAUUCUUGCUCAGAUUCUCUCAUGAAGUGACAGUCAGGAUGUCAGAUGAGUCAUCUGAAGUCUGCUGAUGUCAUCUGAAGGCUUGACUGGGGCUGGAGGAUCCACUUCUAAUAUGGUUCACUGGUAGGGCUGCUGGCAGGAAGCCUCAGUUUCUCCCCACAAGGGCUUCUUCAUUCGCUACUUCAGGGCUAGUUACCCCCACAGAGAGCCAUUGAAGACAGCAACAAGG